AACGGGCCAUUUGGUCCCCUUGCACCGCCCAGGUACCUGCACUUCCUCCGGGGACGCCCGGGCGUCGCCGCCAGCCCCCGAGAUCCACCGCCGCCCUCAGCUUGUGUGUCUGCCGAGCUUAUCUGCCCUGCACGGGCCCGCGUGCCGCCCAUGGCGGGGGCCGCCACGACCACGGCCUUUGGGCAGGCGGUGAUCGGCCCGCCCGGCUCGGGGAAGACCACGUACUGCCUGGGCAUGAGUGAGUUCCUGCGCGCGCUGGGCCGGCGCGUGGCGGUGGUGAACCUGGACCCGGCCAACGAGGGGCUGCCGUACGAGUGCGCCGUGGACGUGGGAGAGCUGGUGGGCCUGGGCGACGUGAUGGACGCGCUGCGGCUGGGGCCCAACGGCGGCCUGCUCUACUGCAUGGAGUACCUGGAGGCCAAUCUGGACUGGCUGCGGGCCAAGCUAGAGCCCCUCCGCGGCCACUACUUCCUCUUCGACUGCCCGGGCCAGGUGGAGCUCUGCACGCACCACGGCGCCCUGCGCAGCAUCUUCUCCCAGAUGGCGCAGUGGGACCUCAGGCUGACUGCUGUCCACCUGGUGGAUUCUCAUUACUGCACAGACCCGGCCAAGUUCAUUUCCGUACUGUGUACUUCUCUGGCCACCAUGCUGCAUGUGGAGCUGCCCCAUGUCAACCUCCUCUCCAAGAUGGACCUCAUUGAGCACUAUGGGAAGCUGGCUUUCAACCUGGACUACUACACAGAGGUCCUGGACCUCUCCUACCUGCUCGACCACCUGGCUUCUGACCCUUUCUUCCGCCACUACCGUCAGCUCAAUGAGAAACUGGUGCAGCUCAUUGAAGACUACAGUCUGGUCUCCUUCAUCCCUCUCAACAUUCAGGACAAGGAGAGUAUCCGGCGGGUCCUGCAGGCUGUGGAUAAAGCCAAUGGCUACUGCUUUGGGGUCCAAGAACAGCGAAGCCUGGAGGCCAUGAUGUCUGCCGCCGUGGGAGCCGACUUCCAUUUCUCCUCUACCCUGGGCAUCCAGGAGAAGUACCUGGAACCCUCAGACCAGUCGGUGGAGCAAGAAGCCAUGCAGCUGUAGCAGCAGGCUGGAGAACAAGAGGCAUAACCCAGCACUGGAGAACGUGGCAGCUCCCAGUGACAGUGGACAGCUCAGUGGACUGCAGAUCCAAGAGCAGUCUUUCCAACCAGAGCAGAGCACCCACCAACCCCUCCGUGGGCAUGAGCUCUUGGUGCUGUUGCCGGGGAUUCGGGGCUGGCCCCACUUGGGCUAUGAUGGAAUAUGCUACAAAUACAAGAGUUUAUUUUCUA
Zalophus californianus (California sea lion) is the source of this 1313-nucleotide messenger RNA. RefSeq names its product GPN-loop GTPase 2 (gene GPN2). NCBI's taxonomy places the organism in Eukaryota, Metazoa, Chordata, Mammalia, Carnivora, Otariidae. The transcript has 5 exons. Bases 151 to 1083 code for a protein of 310 amino acids. Gene Ontology annotation, molecular function: GTPase activity. Gene Ontology annotation, cellular component: cytoplasm. The record is from RefSeq and is a predicted model, not a curated record.